Ipomoea triloba (trilobed morning glory) is the source of this 2961-nucleotide messenger RNA. RefSeq lists its product as uncharacterized. Lineage: Eukaryota; Viridiplantae; Streptophyta; Magnoliopsida; Solanales; Convolvulaceae. The coding region runs from base 1 to 2961 and encodes 986 amino acids. The record is from RefSeq and is a predicted model, not a curated record. Gene Ontology annotation, molecular function: catalytic activity. The transcript is spliced from 3 exons.
AUGGAAACUAAGGUGGGACGGAUUCACGCAGAGCGUCUUCGUGUCAAACUUGGUUUCGAAGGUUUGUUUUACGUUGAUAGUGUUGGGAGGAGUGGUGGUUUGGCCCUGUUGUGGAGGAAGAAUAACACAGCUAGACUGAUGAGUUUCUCAAGGAAUCAUGUGGACGUGGAGGUGAAUAUGAUAGGACUGGGUGUUUGGAGAAUGACUGGUUUCUAUGGCUUCCCGGAACGUGGAAGGAGGAACGCGUCAUGGGACCUGCUAAGAUCUCUUGCAGGUAGGUCUUCUCUUCUAUGGGUGGUUAUAGGAGAUUUUAAUGAUUUGUUAUUUCAGUCUGAAAAGCGUGGGGGUAUUCCGCAUCCUGAUAAUCUGCUCCGCGGUUUCGGGGAGGCAGUGGAGGAUUGUGGUUUAGCUCAGUUACCAAUGCGUGGUUAUCAAUUUACUUGGGAGAGGGGCAAGGGAACCACGGACUGGAUGGAGGAGAGAUUAUACAAGGUCCUCGCAGGAGUAGAGUGGACCAGCUUUCUACCUGGUGCUAAUGUUACUAACAUCCUUACCCGGAAUUCAGAUCAUUCGGCUCUCUUUUUGGGAGUUAAGGACGAGAGGCGGCCGUACCAACGUCUGCGCAGGUCGUUCAAGUUUGAGAUGGCUUGGGUGCAUGAUGAGGGGUGUAGAAAGCAGGUGGAGGAGGCAUGGCAAGAUGAGACUAACCAGUUGGGGGGUGACCAUCUCCAUAAGUUUGGCAAGAAGAUUAAGAAGUUGCGGUGUGAUCAGCUCCAUCUCAGGGGUCGGUUGGAUCCCCAAUCAUUAAGGGAAUACCAGCGUCUUGAGACUGAGUUGUGUCAGUUAGAGGCACAGGAGGAUGCAUUCUGGAGACAGAGAGCAAAGCAGCACUGGGUGAGGAAUGCAGAUGCCAACACCAAGUUCUUCCACAGGUAUGCUUCUGCUCGUAAAAAGAAGAAUACUCUAUCUAGAUUAAAGAAUGCAUUUGAUGUGUGGGUGGAAGGGGAUGAUUUGAAUGCUGUUGUGCUUGAUUAUUUUAAUGAUAUCUUUGCAUCGAAUCAUUCUUCUAUUUCUAUGGAUGGUUUUGCUGCAUCUAUUACUCCGCGUGUCACCCAUGAUCAAAAUGACUCCCUAUUACGACCGUUUGAGCCUGAUGAAGUAAAGGCGGCCCUGUUCUCUAUGUUCCGUGAUAAAGUUCCUGGGCCAGAUAGCAUGAACCCUGGGUUUUAUCAGCAUUAUUGGGAUGUGGUAGGAAGUGAUGUAUCGUCUUUUGUAAUCAAAUGUCUUAAUGAAUGUACCCUCCUUGAGGGACUCAAUGAUACAAAUGUAGUACUCAUUCCUAAGAAGGCCUCUCCAGAGAAGGUUUCUGAUCUCCGGCCUAUAGCCCUGUGCAACGUGGUUUAUAAAAUUAUGCCUAAAAUGGUGGCUAACCGGAUGAAACCACUAUUAGGAGAUGUGAUAUCUGAUUCUCAAAGUGCAUUUAUUCCUAAUAGGCUCAUAACGGAUAAUAUUCUUGUAGCAGCUGAGAGCUACGAUGCAGGAGGCGGGAGCUAUCAAGCGGUGCCUAACCACAAAUCCAGUGUGUGUUUCAGCAGGAAUACAUCAGAUGCUGACAGUCAUGAUGUUAUGGCAGUCCUGGAUGUUAUUCAAGCACCUAAUUUUGGCAAAUAUUUGGGACUACCAUCUUUUAUAGGGAGGGAGAAGAAGGCGGUUUUCUCAUAUAUUGAAGACAGAAUCAAACACAGGAUUGGUUCUUGGAGUAAAAGAAUGAUUUCUCAGGCAGGCAAAGAGGUACUCCUUAAAAGUGUGGCCCAGUCUAUGCCUACAUUUUCUAUGAGUGUUUUCUUACUUCCUGACUCAGUUUGUAUGUCUAUUGAGAGAGCCAUGAAUCGCUACUGGUGGGGCUCUGGGAAUGAUAGAGGUAUACACUGGAAGGCUUGGGAUUGUUUGUGUAUCCCCAAGAAGUAUGGAGGCUUGGGUUUUAAGGAUUUGAAGGCUUUCAAUCUGGCCAUGUUAGGCAAGCAGGCCUGGUGCUUCCUGACAAGACCUCAUUCAUUAGUAGCGAGAGUUUAUAAGGCCAGGUACUUCCCCAAAACUUCAUUUAUUGAUGCUACCUUGGGUAAUUGCCCGAGUUUCUGUUGGAGAAGUAUUAUGGCUGCGCAUGGGAUAGUCUACACUGGGCUUCGCCGAAGAGUGGGGAAUGGGGAAGCAACACUAAUAUGGGGUCACCCAUGGUUGCCUGAUGAUCCAACCUCGAUGAUGCACUCACCAAUGCCCCAUCAACUCAGUGGUUCUCUGGUCUCUGGGUUGAUUGAUCCAGUUUCUGGUACUUGGGACCAAUCCAUUCUUCAGGAUAUUUUUCUCCCUAGUGACGUGGAUCGCAUACUGAGGGUCCCUGUCUCACCGCAAUAUGAAGAUUCCUGGUUCUGGUUAGGAGACCCAAAAGGCUGCUACACGGUUAAAGAGGGGUAUAUGCGUGUUAUUGGAAAUUUUGAACAUACCCCGGUUACUUUUGAUAAUUGGUUACAUCUUUGGAAAGUUAAGUGCCUUGCGAAAUGGAAAACUUUUAUUUGGAGAGCCCUAACUAAUUCUCUUCCUACCACUACGAACUUGAUUAUAAAAAGGGUAGAGAUUGAUCCAUCAUGCCCAAUGUGUGGUGUUUUACAUGAAAAUACAAUGCACUCACUUGUUUUAUGUGAUUAUUCAAGGCUAGUAUGGAAUGAAUCCUCUUUGCAUGUUACUAGUAUGAGUGGUAAUGACUUUGGGGUGUGGUUUAGUAAUGUGAUUGCUAUGCUAACAGAAGACAAAAUUAUCUAUGCUGUUGAACUUUUAUACCAUAUUUGGAGAGCCAGAAACUCAGCAGUGUGGGAGGCUUGUUUGCCGCGACCUUCCCGUGUCUGGCAGUCUGCACGUGCAGCAACAGCAGCUUGGAAGGAGGUCCAUGUCUCGCCACAACCGUAG